CUCGUCGUCGUUGUCUCGUUUGGUGAAAAUGAAGCAGUGAUUUUAAGAAAAAGUAAAGAAAAUGAUAAUAUAUACAAAUUUGUAAUAUUGUUUAAAAUUCGUAUUGUACAUAUUAUUUGUUUUAUUUAAUGUUGCUUUAGUAUUUAAAAUAAGUACAAUCGAACGUGAGUAAAUCGUGAAAUUCGUCGCCAAAGUAGGCCAAACAACAAGACAAGCAGAUUCUUUAAGGAAUAUUAUGGAUCCAAAUAGACAUCACGAAGUCAUUGGUGGCGAUGACGAAGGGCAAAGUGCAAUGUAUUUUACUAGAGGAAUCAAUGAUGGUCGAACGAAUACUCAAUAUUAUUCGCAUGAGAGAGUUAUCGUUAAUAAUAAAUCUUGUGUGUGCCCAAACAUGUCAAAUAAUAUUACGUGCAAUGCAUGUUCAUCGACAGCAGAUGGAACCUGGAAUUCAGAACACUCUUUAAGAGUAGAUUUUCAAAAAUCAGGUUCAUCGCGAGAUAAAAUCAAUCAAAAUUCAAUAUAUCCACACGAUAGCAGGCAAUUUUUCCAUUCAAAUAGCAACGUAACUUACGGAACAGAAGUAAUGCCUACCAACAGAAUUAUUGUAGGAUUACAACAAGAAAGAAAUUCAGUGUCUAAUAAAAGCUGUGCCUUGGAGUCGAAUUGUAAUUUCAAGCAACAACUUCAGCAUCAACAAUCUCACCACCAAUCGCAGCCGCCAAACCUUAUACAAAUGCCAACACAUUCGAAUACAGCCAAUGCAACAAAUUUACCACCUCAACAACUGCAACAAAACCAUCAUCAACAUCUAAGUGCAAUAAGUAAUUAUCCUAAAGGCAGUAUAUAUGACGAUAUAGUGAGUUACCAUGCAUCGGUUCCUGAUCACGGGUCGACAAAAGCAACAAUAUACAGUGAGGUUAUACAGAGUCAAAAGACAGUUGCAACAACAAUGGACUUAAUACAUAACAGCAAAAGGGAUGCUAAUACCAUUAUAAAUCCAAGUAACUCAUUAGCUUUGAAGGAACAGCAAGGAAGCCCAAACUAUGCCCGAAAAUGUCCGCAAAUCUUUGCACACAGCGAUCAUAGCAACACGCACACAAGACAUCAGAGCUUAUAUAUGUCGACACCACAAUUUAGUUCUGAUAAGUUCGGUAAUAUUCAUGCGCAAAGGAAAAUUGUACAUGACUCAGAACUUAUGGUCCGUGGCUAUGGUUCUGAGGUGAAGCAGAACGAAUUGCAAAUGUCUUCUAUUAAUAACUAUUCGCAGCAUGGUAGUGGUAACAGCUAUCAUCAUAAUGCUCACGAGAGUUCAUUGCAACAGUCGCAGUUAAAUAUUCAGCACCAAGAAACAUUAUUAAACAAUGCCAGACCACAUUUGUCUCGAAGUCAAAAUUAUUAUAUGCAAGGUGCCGAAAUACCUACCAUCUCAGAAAAGCCACCGAUUACAACAAAACAGACGCAAAUUAUAAGUCAGUAUUCAAAAAGCCAGAAAGCCUUACCAUCUCCCUCCCAAGUGCACUCAUUAUCACUUCCUCGCCACCCUACGAAGACGACUACUCAUGAUUUGGUGUUUAAAAAUAAAGAAGAAAUAUAUAGCGACACAAUGCAUCAUCAAAAUAAUGGCUUAUAUGCUAAUCCAUACAAAACGUCCUCGCCUUUGGAUACCUGCUGUAAGGACGUAACUUCCCCUUAUAACAGUAUAACUAAUAGCUUUAGUGAAAGUAAUGUACAGCAUGGUUAUUUCAAAAUCAGUAAAAUAGCGAAAGAGACAGUCACUAAAAACAGUUUUUGUACGGAAAAUCAAAAUACCCCUCCUUCUACUCCUGUUCACCGUUCGUCUGGAUACAAAGCUCAACCAUAUUUUUAUGAAGCACAGCAUAUAAAGUAUGAUAACAAUACGCAUAGUACAAAUUAUAUGUCGCCAUCUACUGCUGUGGCAGCUUCACCGUCACCUUCGCACACAACGCCGCCAUCUCACAUACAAAUGCAUCACACAAGCCUAACCCCACAGAGCCAAUCACAAUCACCGUCGAAUUAUACACAAUUAAUUCGUCAACAACAUCACAAUCAAAUUGAAAGUCAUCGGUCAUCCGCGCGUACACAUCAGGAAAGCGCCGCAGUUCAUCAAAAUCCGAAUUAUUGUGGUUUUGAACGACAUCCCCAGAGUUCCAAGACACUGCCCUCUCAUUCGCUGACUAUCCAAACUUUAUCGCAGUCGCAAUCGAUAGAUCCACAGAUGCAAUCUAAACAAAUUUCAAACCUCUCUAACCAAGGACCAAAGCAAAAUGCUAUAAAGAAAACCCAAGUCCAAAAAACCAAUUACAGGGAACUUAUUAACCAGGUAGUCGCAAUGAGAAGUGCUACAUCGGAAAAGGAAUUGGAUUUACAGAUAAUCAAGAAAGCCUUAAACUCAGCGUCAGGUCAGACAGGAGUUUCACCUGUGGACAAAUUAUCUCAAAGCGAAGCUCCUCUAAACAACGGUUGUUUAUCAUUGCCCAUUAAUGCCUCAAUAUCUAAAGACUAUGGGGCUGGGUCAAUAGAAAAUGGGUAUUUAGUGGAAAAUCCAUCCAUGUCUACACGCAAUAUAGCCAAAGUUUGUAACGAUGCAAACUUACCUGAAAUGCAUCAGAGGAUCAAGAUAGAGGAGCCAUUAACUCCAUCGCCUCUAGAUUUAUCGAUGCGUACAGUUAAAACGAAGGCUGAUUCUACUGAGUAUCGAUAUAAUCAAGCAAUUUUAAAAAAUUCCCAAACUGAUUUUAGGCACAGCCUGCCGAGAGUAGAUUUCACCCCAAAUUUUGCGUUGCACUCGGAUGAGAGAUUAGAGGGCUCUAAAAUAAUAGUAAGCCAACAAAAUGAACAAUUCUACAGUUCAUCGGAGGUUACAAGGCCAGUAAUAAUGCCUGCUGAUUGCAAGUUAAUUGCAGCACAACCAGAACUAAAACGGAAUUUGCAGCAAUUUUCCGCUGAAAUUUCAUCUAAAGUUUGCACUAUCUCACCCCGGAUCGGCCCAACUCCAAUCAGUAACCUGAAGACAAAUUCUGUGGCAUUUAAAACUUCUGAAAAAAGCUUACAAAUAUGUCAGAUGCGUCCAAGUGUUGUAGAAACAAAUCCUUUUGCGACAGUAAAAACAAUAAAAUCUGAACCACUUUUAGUGAUUGGUAGUAAUGUACCUGCAACAGCCGAACAAUUUAAACCAUCUACUAAUAUGGGGACAAUAUCGAAAACUAGCUCUGAACUUACUAUUUCGCCAGCUUAUUCUGGUGGAGUUAUAAAAACUGCUGAUCCCAUUUCUCUAGUAAAUACCAAUCCUUCAUCCAAUACAUUAGUUCGAGAACAGCGGAAUCCUAAUUAUCUUGGUCGUAAACGCCAUCUUCAAGAGUACUCAAAUUCUCAACGUAAUGAACCCGUCGUUAAGCAAAGAUAUCAGGAACAUAUCGUUCAACCAAACGCUAUAUUAACACCUAUAACUCCCACUUCAACGGCGGUUAUAACAGUAAAUGAUCGAGUAGUAAGUGAGGAAAAAGAACUAGAUGUGAAAAUAGUUGGAAAGUCAAUACAUGCCGAAAUUAUUCCAUGCUUACAAAGGGAAAACUCCAUAAUUGUUAACAACAAUGUACCUAUUUGUAAAAUAGAGCCACUGACGCCGACAAUGGAUACUCCACCGCCAACAAUUCCACAACCUGUUCCAAUUGCACCAAUAAAAACGGAGGCAAAUUUAAUAAUUGCAGCCCGCAUUAGAACUAAAGCGGAACUGAAAGGUUUUACUUUCAGUACACCAAUAAACGUACCCAGUACUUUUAAAGAGCCCAUUAAAAUAAAAGAAGAACCAAGUAUUUCUUCGACAUUUAACGCUGAGCUGCCGUCCAUUCCAGGUCUAGACGAAAAAUACGAUUCGAUUGAUAUUUUAGAUUGCAAUUGGAAUAAUAAAUGUACUGAUUUUAUGGAGCAGUUACUUACAAGUUCACGGAAAAGUAAUGCCAAAUGCCGAUUUGUAAGUGUGAACACGGAUUUAAGGGUAGAGAGUCAAAAAUCUUCAAAUGAUAUUAAAGACCCAGAAACAAGGGACAUAACAAUAGAAAAUAAUUCAUCAAACGUUAGUAUUGAAUCGACAGAAAGCAGUAAGUCUUGUGAUAUAAUUGACGUAAGGGUUCAAAGUACCAUGACAGGAGAACGUCUUACAGGUAAAUCCCCAGAAGGUCAUUCUUCUCAGUCAAAUAAUGUCGUUAUUCAAAAAAAGAUAAGUAAAAAAGAUAGGGGGAAAAUGAGAUUACAGCAAGAAAAACGUAUUGCUGCUCGUUUGCAAGUGGAGAGCAGUUCGGAGAGUGACGAUGAAAUUAUUAAAAGAAAAUCGGAUCGUUCGAAGAAACCACUAAAGAAAAUUAAAGCUCGACAAAGCAAUCACACUGAUACAAAUCAGUUUUCUGAUUGCGGCUGCGAUUCUUCCGAGAGUAAUGAUAAUAAUAACGUUAAAAACAUUACUACAAAAACAUAUGUUCAAGGAAACGAUGACAAAGGCGUACAAGAAAAGUUAUCACCAAAACUGCAUAAUUUACAGGAUAUAACGACGUUAGCGGAUUUAAAUCAAAAUACUGCUAUUACAAAUAUCCACUCUGUAACCAAUGAAUCAAAAUCUCCCGAUAGUGCGCAAGAAUUAGACAGAAAGAGUAUUGGGGAAAAGGAGACAUAUAAUAAUAUGCACAUUGAAAAACAAACAGGAAAGGGUACGGCGAUAACGUCGAUGCAAAAUAAUUCUAAAUAUAAAGAAGUCAUUGAAGAAAAGAAAGGUGAAAAAAAAACAAAAGUGCAUUUAAUGGUAGGUUUAAACACAAUGACACGCUCCAAGCAGAAACGAGAAAUGGAACUGCAAUUGGCAAAUAGCAAAGUAUUGCGCAAUGAUAAAAUUAUUCGUAAUUCCACUACCAAAAUUAAGUCAAUCAAACGAAAGUAUGUGCGGAAAUUUGCCAACAAUCAGAGCUCUGCAUCGACAAUUUGCAAAGAGCUUUCAAACAAGCAUUGUGAUCGCGAACUUUCAAUGCGGUUGCGUUCUAGAAAUGAAAAGUCGGGGAAAGCUGGCAAAACUGAAAAGGUACCUGAUUCCAGUUGUAAGAAAUUGAAUAAGGCAACAUUGGCUAUCAACAAAAGUGAUAUUCAAAAUAGCAAGCCUAAAGAUAAAGAAAGUCAAUUGCUUUUAGAAGCUUACCGUUAUAAACGUUCGCUCAAAAUUCCUCCCAGCUUAAUUACUAUAGAUCAUCCACACAAUCUGAAAAUGGCCGCUUCUCUACCAGAUUUGGAGCGUGAACAAGAUCCUUUAUUAUCAAAUACUAAUCGAAACUCUAAAUUUGCAAAAUCUAUAGAGAGAUUGCUUCAAAAGUCAACACCAAAUAUCAGCAAAAAGUCCUUAUUAACUACUAGAACCCAACAAGAAGAGCAACUGUGUCAUGAAAGGCGGUCAAUAAUUGAUGUACUGCAUUCGCGUGUCAUAAAUACAAACGUUGCCUUCAGUACAAAGCCCAAAAAUAAAAGAAAUGUAAACCAUUAUGGUGUUUCGAGCCAAAUUCAUAGCGAUGUUUCCCACAGUGCAGAAUCGAGUUCAGUUACAGAACUAUUUUCUAUACCUGUGAAAAAAGAUUUUGACGAAGAAUCUAGUGAUGGAAAGAAACGGCAUUUUAGCAUUUUUGAAACAACUGUGUUAAAAACUAAAACACGAACAGAGUCUAAAAUGCAACAACGAAAAGAGAUUAUUCGAGAGAUUUUCGUAGGCGAUGAUCGGCCAGCAUCUGCUCCACCUGAAAUAAUAUCCCAGAUGUCAGAUGGAAAUGACAAAAUGACAUUCGAACAGAAAUACGAACAAUUCUUACAACAAUUAAACAUUGUCAUAAACGAUUCUGUUCCGGGCUUAGUUUCUGCAUCAACUUCGACAGCGAACCAACAUAUUAAAGAUGAGGAAGACACCUUGGCAAGUAUUGGUGUACCUGAAACCGACGAUAAUACAUCACUAAACUUAAAAGUUGCUAACCGAACCACGCCUGAAAUAGAUAAUACAGCAUCUGGUUUUAGAAGAAGACGGCCGGGAAAGUAUCUGCGGCGUAAAGGAAGUUCCGGUUUUGAUUACAUACGUAAAAAAAAGAAACCUAAUUCAACUCUAUCCGGGAACCAGAGUUCCGCUCAAAAUUUGCAAAUGUUAGCCAAACUAGAUAGGAAAACGGAGGAAGAAAAGUAUGAAAAGAAAGUGAAGACCGAGAGUGAUGUGUGUCGUGAAAUAAAUAAAUGGGUGCUAAACAAAAGCGUUGGCCAAAGUGCAAUGCAUAAAGCAGCACGUCUAGGUUACAUAGAUGUUGUUGUUUACUGUUUGGACCGUAUGGGUAUGAAUCCAGAUCAGAAAGAUAAUGCUGGUUAUACCCCGCUACAUGAAGCUUGUACAAAAGGUUGGCUUGAGAUUGCUAGAACACUCUUGCAGUACGGUGCGAAUCAUUCAGAAGCGGCUCAUUCAGGCAUACGACCGUUGCACGAGGCAAGUGAAAAUGAUCACGAAGAAAUUGUAAGGUUACUGCUAUCUUAUGGUGCCGAUCCUUUACUCGCUACGUAUUCAGGUCAAACGCCUUUAAUGCUUGCUUCAAGUACUGCUAUGAGGGAUCUUCUAAAUAAUCACUUGAGUGAUGUCCAAAACGUUGAGUCAGAUAAAAAACCUUGGCAUUUUAGGGGACCAUGGGAGAUUUUAGAUUCGUCAAUAUAUGGUUAUGAUAUAUUCGGAGGAGCGCCGAAUUUUACAUGUGAUAUGAGCAGAGCUCUUAGAAAAAGUUCAGUAUCUAAUUCGAUAACGAACAAAAAACAAUUAAAUUCAUUUGUAGAGGUGGGCAAUAAUUGUAAGACUAAAAUGGAAAGUUGUGCAGUCGUGCUUGACAAUAUUGAUCGAUUCAACUCCGUUCGAUUGUACAAUGACAACAAACCGGAAUUUUUAGUAGAGAACUCAGACAGUGAGGGUGAAAUGUUUGAAUUUGAAGAAGCUGAUAUUUUACUACCACCCUUAUAUUUACUAAAAGAUGAAGGAACUGACAAAUGGGUUUUAUUGAGUGAUUUGUGCAAUUUACUAAAAGUCAAAUCUAAAGAUACACUUUUGAACAAGAUAUAUCCAUCUUCUUCACCAGCAUCUUCCGCACACAAAAGUCUGAUGAGGGAACUUAAGAUGUCAGAUUUCUUGGAAAAAGCAACGUGUUUGCAACUUUUGUGCGCUGGGGAAAAAAUAAACAUUUGCGCUUCAAAAGUUGUUUUAAUUAAAUACAACGACAGCGUUCGAAAUUUAUUAGGUGUUAAAACAAUAUUGAUGAAGUUUUAAGAAAGAAUAAAAUAAAUUAUGUAUAAAGAACGUGAUACCAAGGUGCUAUACGGAAAAGUUAUUGAAAGAAGUGUAGAUAACCUGCAUAUUUAUAUAAAUGUGUUUUAAUAUAAAAAAGGAGAUAAUCAAUGAUUAUGAAUAUUAUAAAGAUUGUGACGAAAGCAAAAAAAGCAUAUUAUUGUAAAUGUAUUUGUAAGAAAUAGGCUAUAAAAAUGAUGUUUAUGACGCAACAUUUAGCUACAAAAGUGCAUAAUAUUUUCAUAAUACUAUAGAGAUGCAGUUUUAAUACAAUGUAUAUGCUAAUUUUUAUUAUAAAAAAUAACAGUUUAAUUAAAAAUACAAUGAUACCAAACCUA
Molecule: messenger RNA, 7689 nt
Organism: Bactrocera dorsalis (oriental fruit fly)
Lineage: Eukaryota; Metazoa; Arthropoda; Insecta; Diptera; Tephritidae
Exons: 5
Coding region: 236-7333 (2365 amino acids)
Biological process (GO): negative regulation of transcription by RNA polymerase II
Cellular component (GO): nucleus
Molecular function (GO): protein binding; transcription corepressor activity
Source: RefSeq, a predicted model, not a curated record